Molecule: messenger RNA, 3147 nt
Organism: Anthonomus grandis grandis
Lineage: Eukaryota; Metazoa; Arthropoda; Insecta; Coleoptera; Curculionidae
Product: lysosomal alpha-mannosidase-like
Exons: 18
Coding region: 68-3106 (1012 amino acids)
Biological process (GO): mannose metabolic process
Cellular component (GO): lysosome
Molecular function (GO): alpha-mannosidase activity; carbohydrate binding
Source: RefSeq, a predicted model, not a curated record
ACAGAUUUUUAGUACUUACACGGUUUUUCUAAGAACGUAUGUGUGUACAUUAUUGUAUAAUAUAGACAUGCAAAUAUUUUUAAUUUUAUUUUGUUUUGGAUGCUUUGCUCAAGUUUUAGGCAAGUCAAUAAAUCAUUUUAGGCAUGUGAAUGAGCAUUUAUGUGGAUAUCAGUCUUGUCAUAAAAUCAAAGAAGGGUUUGUAAACGUGCAUUUGAUUCCUCAUAGCCAUGAUGAUGUGGGUUGGGUAAAAACAGUGGAUCAAUUUUAUUAUGGAACAAACUCAGAUGUUUAUGAUGCCGGCGUUGCAUUUAUUUAUGAUAGUGUUUUGCCCGCUGUACAAAAAAACAAGGACAGAAGAUUUAUAUACGUAGAAACAGCUUUCUUUUGGAAAUGGUGGCAAGAGAAAUCAGAGGUAGAGCAAAAUAUGCUUAGAAAACUGGUUGACAAUGGCCAAAUUGAAUUUAUUGGAGGAGGAUGGUCCAUGAACGAUGAGGCCGUUACCAACUAUCAAUCUAUUAUCGAUCAGAUGACGUGGGGUCUAAGGAAAUUAAAUGAUACCUUUGGGGAAUGCGGAAGGCCAAAAAUGGGCUGGCAAAUCGAUCCAUUUGGACAUAGCAAUGAAAUGGCUUCUAUUUUUGCUCAACUUGGCUAUGACGGUGUAAUACUGGGUAGAAUUGAUUAUCAGGACAAAACUAACAGGAUUGAAAAUAAAUCUAUGGAAAUGGUUUGGAGAGGGAGUGAAAAUGCUGGUAGAAAAUCCGAUAUAUUUACAAGCGUUCUAUAUAAUCAUUACGACGCUCCAAAAGAUUUCUGUUUCGACGUUUUAUGCAAUGAUGGAAACUUGGUAGAUGACCCAAGUUCUCCCGAGUAUAAUAUAGAACAAAGGGCUACACAAUUUAUAGCGUAUCUGAAAGAAGCAAAAACUAGUUUUCAAACUAGUAAUAUUAUAGUACCGAUGGGAAGAGAUUUCGCUUAUCAGCAGGCAGAUAGAUGGUACUCUAAUAUGGAUAAACUAAUUAAAUAUAUCAAUGGCAUUAAAACACCUGAUGGCACCAAAUAUAAUUUAAUUUAUUCCACUCCAUCGUGCUAUGCCGCAGCGGUUCAAAAGGAAACAGCAGGUGUGUUAACAUCUCCUUUAAAAACUGAUGAUUUUAUGCCCUAUGCCAGUGAGCCAAAAGCCUUUUGGACUGGCUAUUACACUUCAAGACCUACUUUAAAACGGUUUGAGAGAAUUGGCAAUAAUUUUCUACAGAUUUGUAAACAAUUGUAUGCCAUUUCUAAUUUAUCAUCAACUAAUGAGCCUAAGUUGGACAGUUUGAGACAAGCCAUGGGAAUUCUACAGCACCAUGACGCCAUCACUGGAACAGAAAAAGAAGUUGUGGCCUAUGAUUAUGCUCGGUUGCUACAUAUGGGAAUUAGUGACUGUGAGAACGUCACUAGUAAAGCCCUUUCAUCACUAAUUAAGGCUGAUGAUAUAGUCGAGUUUAACUCUUGUCUUCUGACAAACGUAAGUCAAUGUGCUUUAACCGAAGAAUCUGAAAGGUUUUUGGUGACCGUAUAUAAUCCUCUAAGUCAUCCCAUUGACAAAUACGUGCGAUUACCUGUAACUAGAACGUCUUAUCGAGUCCUAGGACCUGAUGGUGAAUUAGUUUCUGCUGAACUUUUUCCAAUUUUAUCAGCAGUCACGAAAAUACCUGGAAGGAACAGCCAAGCUACUACUGAAUUAGUAUUUAAAGCCAGUCAGGUUCCCCCAUUAGGAUUUGUUUCGUAUUAUGUUCAGCGGGUAGAGGGCAAUGAUUUGAUACAGGAAAAUUUGGAGAUGACUUUUAAAUAUUCAAAUAGUAAGGGAGUAGGGUUUACAAUAAAUCCUUCAACUGGCUUAUUAGCUUCAAUUGAAAGAAAUGAUAUUUCAUUGUCAGUGGACCAGAGAUUUUGGUUUUAUAAUGGCUCAAAUGGCUUUUCUGAUUUUGAGUUUAGAUCAUCUGGAGCUUAUCUUUUUAGGCCUGAUGAAGAUAACCCAAUUGCUAAAAUAUCAGAUACUGCCACCUUUGAAGUUUAUUCAGGAAAUAUUGUUACUGAAGUGCAUCAAACGUUCAAUAAAUAUGUUAAACAAAUUAUUAAAGUUUACGAAAAUGAAGAAUAUCUAGAAUUUGAUUGGAUUGUUGGUCCUAUUGAUAUGUUUGAUUCUACUUUUAGUAUAAAUGGAAAAGAAAUUAUAUCUCGUUUUACUACAGAUUUAAACACAAAUGCCACGUUUUACACUGAUUCCAAUGGUAGAGAUAUGAUGAGACGAAUAAGGAACUAUAGACCUACCUGGAAUCUAAUGGUAAAUGAAACUAUCUCUUGCAAUUAUUAUCCUGUAACUUCCAGAAUUACUUUAAAAGAUGAAGAUCGCAACCUGGAAUUUGCUGUUUUAACUGAUAGAGCUGAAGGCGGAUCAAGUUUGGAAGAUGGUGAAAUUGAACUCAUGUUAUUAAGAAAUACUAUAACAGACGACCAAUUGGGUGUAGGAGAAAGUCUUCAAGAAUUGGCAUUUGAUGAAGGCAUAGUUGCACGGGGAGCACAUUACGUUGCUUGGGGGCAUAUAAAUAAAACUUCUGAAGCAGAGGAAACUAUUGCUUCAAUACAACAUGAAAUUGUGACGCAAAAGCUAUUAGAUUCAUGGGUUUUUCUCUCAGUACCUACAGCAGCCAAUUUUGCUGAAUAUGCAAAAUCUCACGUAAUGAAGUUUUCUGGACUGGUUAAGGCACUUCCUAAGAACGUUCAUAUUAUGACGUUAGAACCAUGGACUACUGAUAACACUUACCUUAUCCGCUUGGAACACGUUUUUGAAAAAAAUGAAGAUCCGAUAUUAUCAAGCCCUGUUACAGUAAAUCUUACGGACCUAUUUUCGACUUUCCUAGUAAAGUCCAUCAAAGAAACCACCCUAGGAGGAAACCAGUGGCUUGAAGAUAAUCAACGUUUGAAUUUUAAGUCUUUAUAUCAAUUAGAUGACUUAGACUUUCAAAUGCUUAAACAUUCUGGAGGAUAUUUGGAAAGUACAAGCAUUACUUUGGAACCUAUGGAAAUAAGAACUUUUAUAAUUGAAGUUACCAUUAAUUCUUAGUAAAUAAAUAUGUGAUAAUAAAGGAAUGAUAACAUUUUAAA